Messenger RNA from Belonocnema kinseyi, 4318 nucleotides. RefSeq lists its product as uncharacterized. NCBI's taxonomy places the organism in Eukaryota, Metazoa, Arthropoda, Insecta, Hymenoptera, Cynipidae. The record is from RefSeq and is a predicted model, not a curated record. Bases 201 to 4160 code for a protein of 1319 amino acids. The transcript has 2 exons.
GUCAUCUUGUAGCGCCGCUAGGUUAAAGUAAUAGAGCACAUAAAAAUCUUCGUUACAUAUAAAAACCAAAUCUUGUCACCAAUCGCCUCAGUCUGCAAUCACAUAUUCUGUUAAACUGCAGACUUGGAUUGAACUUUUUUUUUAUUUUACGGCAAAUUUAUGAGAGAAAAAAUAAUUUAGUACUCUCUGGGGAAUCUAUUAUGUCCCCCAGAUUAUUGAUUCCUGCUGUCAGUGUUUGGAUCUUGAUUCUUGCGUUAACUGCUGGGAAUCUAGCAGACACAUCCUUGAAAGAACAGGUCUAUUCAGAUCAAUACGAAGACAACUAUGAUAUCGACGAAGACAGAAUAUUAGACAGUUCAAAUUCGAAUGAACUAUCAGAGGAGAAUUUGAAAGAAUAUGAUGAGACACUAAAUCAAGGAGAAAAUGUCAAAAAUGAGGAUGGGUUAGAAAAAUAUUAUACAUCACGAAAGCCAGCUGAGUCAGACAUUUUGAAUGACCAUGUUCUAGAAGACGAAUAUGGAGAUGAUCCGGCUGAAGAAUCUGCUAAGGACAAAAAUGCGCUACGAGAUGCACACCCAUCUGCACGAGAUCUGUCUGAUGAGAAGUAUGCAACCAAUAGAUUCUUUUUAUUGCCAAUAAUGGCAACAAUGGCGCAUAUGAAAGUAAAAUGGCUUAAUUCACUCUUUUGUGGUAGAUCAUGUUCACGAUCUCCACCACCACCUCCACCACCUCCACCACCACCUCCACCACCUCCACCACCACCUCCACCACCACCUCCACCACCACCUCCACCACCACCUCCACCUCCUCCUCCAGCACCUCCAAACCCAAAUAAAUCAUUGCCACCACAACCACCUACACAAACUAAAGGACCUACAUCACCUUCACAACCUGUACCAACUUCAACUCCAAAACCUCUACCAACAUCGCCACCACCACCACCAGUAACCACCAUUGCACCUCUUCCUCCACCCAGUGAUCGAACUGUGAUAAUCAUUAUACAAAUUCUCACCAAAAUAUGUCAAAUUCGUGAUUAUAUCAUCUUCAUUCUAGGUUGCUUUCUUCAAAAUUCAAUAAAGUACCUAACUGAAUCACAAUACACAUCAUUUUACAUGAUACUCACAGAACUGCGCAACAGGCCCGCUAUAAUGCAAUUUAUUUUACCACAUUUAACGAGAAUACCAAUGUCCGGCUUACAAAAUCAAGUACUUACCAUAAUGCAGAUUCUAAGGCAAGUUUUGCCUCCGCACAUUAGUUGUGCUGCAAGCUUUUGGGUUUAUCAGCUCCAACAGAAGAAGGUUAGGAUGGAUAUUCAUGCUAAGACAUGUUUCGUAGACUUGAGAAUUAUUCACGAAGUUCAUAUAAAUACCAUAGGACAAUCAUUAAUUCCCCCGUAUGAUGUUCCAAGAACUACUGUGAUAGCCUUGGGUCCAAUAUUAGUGAACAUUUUAUUAGAGAUACAGAGGCAGAGAAUUGCCUUUUCACAGGAAAUGUUCGGCAUCAUAUUAUCUUACUUCCCAGUGAUUCCUUAUGACCCUAUUCUAGAGCAAAAUAUAAUAUUCAUUCUGGAAAUUACAAGAAGGAAACAAAUAGCAGCGUGGCAGGAAAUCCAAUUUCAAAUAAUGACUGGAGAUCCUUACUUAUUCAUCAAAACUAUUAUUGUCAACAUUUUGAACACUCAGAACGUAGCCAGACCGAUAAAGGAAGCUCUGAUUUACAUAAUGAUCCAUUUGAGACCAGUGCCUGUCACUCAUGUGAAUUUUGGAAAUCAGAUCGUUAUUCAGAUCUACAGACAGAAACUUAAUAUUGAAUUAUUACUUUCAUUCAUCGUGCCUCAUCUUUAUAGUCAGGAAAUUAUUUGUCUAAAAAAUAGAUUCUUACUUUUUGUUAAGGAACAUCGUAUCCCUCAAUCAUGGAUGCUUACUGAGAGUGAAAUUUUUCGACACAUAAGUCCAAAUGACUUACUUCUCGCUUUUCUCUACAAGCUUCAAAAGAAGAUUCCAAAAAAAUCUGGUGAUAUCGCAAGAACAGUCACUGCUCUUUUGUCGCUCUUGAUAAUGCACAAACAAAUCACGCAUUAUGAUCCAGGUUCACGAAAAAUCGAGUUCCUAACAAUGCUUGGAUACUUUGACAGUCCUGAUUUCGGUCAUAGUGUAAAUGAAAUCUAUGACAAGGCUGUUUCUAUCUAUGUGUCUAAACCAAACCUACAAAACAAAAUAUCGCAGGUAAUCCCAACAAACUGCCCACGGGCUGUUCAGUGUUUAAUCAAAACACUUUCAAUGCUAAGUCAAGGAAACUUUGCUCUUCCUGGCGAGAUGCAGUAUGUUAUCAAACAAUUGAAUGUAAUCAUUUCAAAAAAGCAUAUCAGUUCCAAUUGUACAGUUAUUUCUAUAGAAAGGAACAUAACUCUUUUUCCCCCACCUCCACCACCACCUCCAACUCCACCACCAAUACCAAAACCACCACCACCACUACUACCGCCACUACCACCAGCACUAGCACCACCUCAAGCACCUGACAUAAACAAAACGAUGGUAGGAAGUGACUUAUGGGUAACACGAGUAAUAUUACUGCCACCAUGUCUAAACGCAGUGCAAGAGAUUAGAAUUUACAUCACUAAGUAUGGCUGUCCAGUUAUAGGACCCACUGUUACUCAAGUGAAUCCAGUAAAACCUACAUUAAUUAUACCUUCUGUGACUGUCUGCUUGAAACCUCCUGAUAUCUAUGAUCCUUUCGGCACCAUGCCUCCAGAUUUCAAGACAAAUAUUCUCAUUAAAAUCACUAAAAUAAUAGGCUCUACUGACCUAAGACUGAUUUUAGGAAACAGUGUUCAAGAGAUAAUUCGCACUGGCCAAUGUCCUACUCUUGGGGCCCUGGUUGUCACUUUAUUAUUUCGAGCAAAAUCAAGUAUUUCGAUACAAGCUCAUUAUCAACUUCUGAUUGAUAUCAAGAACUUCUUAUCCAGCAUGAAUCUAGUUGCUGUUAUUACACUUCCAACAGUUUUACAGGUUGCGAAGAUAUACCCCACAAAUGGCGUAAUUUAUUCUAUAAUCAACAUAGCUCAGCCACAUAGAAGUUUCAUUUCUGUAACUUCACCAUUCAAUGUUCCCAGGGGGAUGUUGGUCUUUGUGAUCAUUGAUCCAAAUAAGCUAAGAGAACCUAUAAAUCUUCAGAAUCCCUAUGAAGGUCUUUUCCCUACUGUGGGAAGAGACACUCCUGGUGGCCAGUAUGUUCUUCAGUUAAAGGUACUCUUCACCGUGAGUAAAAUCUCACAACUAAUUCCGGAUUUCAAACCAGAAGAUUAUGCGAGUAGAGGAAUGCUAUUGAUGGCACUUUUGCAGAAGCUUGCAAGUCUAUCUACAAUUGCCGCACAACCAGCAUUACAGAAAAUUCUUUUAGGCUACGUUUGGGCGAUUUCGAUACCAGCAUUCUACACGAAGAUUUCUUACAAUGAAGUUAUCAAAACUUUAGGAAAGCAACCUCAAGUAAAACCUGAUACUGGAAUUUUGGUUAAAUUGUUACCACCUCCUAGAAACGAGAAGGAAAUAGAACUGUGGUUUAGAAUGCGGAUACUACUGAAACGAGAGGAUCUUCUUGAUAUUUUGUCUAUCCCAAUUCCUAGCCCUAAUACAAGUCAAAAUGAUCUUCUGAAAAUGAUUAUAAUUGCAGUUUUAACUUCACCACAUAAAUUUGAUGAAACAGUACUGAUAGCUUGUCAAUUUUACAAUUCGAAAGUCUUUGAUAUACAAAAAGGUUCACUGCGCAUUAACUGGGAGAUCAAGAGGGUUGUUGUGACCAAACUGAAAGUACAAGUGGGUCAAUUGAUAGCUAAUGUGAUAGAUUUUGAUAAAUUGACCAAUGAAAAUAAGAACAAUUACAAUAGUCUACUAAAUUACUUAUCAACAAAUUCGAAAUUAUUUACGCUUAUGCAUGAUUUCCCAUUUAAGGAGUAUAAAACUGAAGGUAGUUUUAUUCAAGGUUUGUUUAAAUUCCUCCUAGAUCAGUCAAUAAUAUCUGAAGAUGCUAAAAAUAAGAUCAAUUCUCUAUUACCACAUGUGAUGUUAACUGGGCCCGGAGCCAAGAAAUUGGAAACGGAAACUCCUAAAUUGAGUCCUUUUAACAGUAGGCGAAGUGCAAGUCAAUUGGAAAUUGAUGUAUAAUGAUUUCUUAUAUUUUUUUAAGCAUCUUCAUAGAUUUAUUUGCGUAGAUCUUUGAAAGAGAAAAAUAAAAUUUGUAAUACUUAGUUUAGAAAGGUAUUUUUUUAAAAUUAUGUACACCUAUUUAUUUAUAACAUGGAUUCUUGUUGUAAUUUUAAAGA